AUGCAGUCCAUCAAGCGUGCCUUGCUCCUUCUUGGAGCUGUCCUCCCCGCGGUUCUCGGUGCCCCUGUGCAGGAGGCUCGCCGGGAUGUUGACAAGCUUCCGGGAAAGUACAUCGUUGCCUUCAAGUCCGGCCUUGAGGAGGCGAAGAUUCAGGAGCAUACAACCUGGGCUACUAAUCUUCACCAGCGUAGCCUGGAACGCCGUGAUGUCGCUGCUGGUGAUCCCCCUGCCGGUAUUGAGCGCAAGUACAAGAUCAAUAAGUUCGCCGGCUAUGCAGGCUCCUUCGAUGAUGCUACCAUUGAGGAGAUCCGCAAGAACGAGGAUGUUGCCUACGUCGAGGAGGACCAGCUCUUUUACCUCGUUGGUCUGACCACCCAGAAGGGUGCUCCUUGGGGCCUGGGGAGCAUUUCCCACAAGGGUCAGGCGAGCACUGACUACAUCUACGACACCAAUGCCGGCGCGGGUACCUAUGGCUACGUGGUGGACAGCGGUGUCAACGUUGGCCACCAAGAGUUCGAGGGCCGGGCCAGCCUUGCCUACAAUGCUGCUGGCGGUCAGCACGUUGAUAGCAUUGGACAUGGGACUCACGUUUCCGGCACCAUUGCUGGAAAGACUUUCGGUGUUGCCAAGAAGGCCAACAUUCUGUCGGUCAAGGUUUUCCAGGGCCAAUCAGCCAGCACCUCCGUCAUUCUUGAUGGAUUCAACUGGGCCGCCAAUGACAUUGUUAGCAAGAAGCGUACCAACAAGGCUGCGAUUAACAUGAGCUUGGGCGGUGGCUACUCUCAGGCUUUCAACGAUGCGGUCGAGAGUGCAUUUGAGCAGGGUGUUCUCUCGGUUGUCGCUGCCGGUAACGAGAACUCUGAUGCCAGCGACACCAGCCCCGCUUCUUCUCCUAAUGCCCUCACUGUUGCCGCUAUCAACAAGAGCAACACCCGUGCCUCCUUCUCCAACUACGGCGAUGUCGUCGACGUCUUUGCUCCCGGCCAGGAUAUUCUUUCUGCCUGGAUUGGCUCGUCUUCUGCUACCAACACCAUCUCCGGUACCUCCAUGGCCACUCCCCACAUUGUCGGUCUGUCCCUCUACCUGUCUGCUCUUGAGAACCUCAGUGGCCCCGCUGCCGUGGCCAAGCGCAUCAAGGAGUUGGCCACCAAGAAUUUUAUUGGAUUUUUCUGUCUCUCCAAAAUGAACGCCAAAAUGCCUGAGAUUACUAUGUCUCAGUUUGAGACAGACAAAGGCAUUUUGGAAUCGCAUUUGAGACAAUAUGGCCUGCAGGUCGCGGCUGACGGAUUCCAUAUCCGAUGGGCCAAAGGGAAUCAGCGGCAUCCUCGCAAUUGGAGCAUUAUACGGAAAGCUUAUGACACCAGCUUGAUUAUCUUCCUUGAGCUUUUCACAACUGCCAUCAGUGCUUCAGGCUCUACCGCUGCCAAGGAUGCUCUCAGUGAAUUCAACAUCGAAAAGGAAUUGUCCAUAUUUGUCUUUGUAUCAAUAUAUUUAUUGGGCCAGGGCCUCGGUUCUAUCGUUUUCCCUCCAUACUCAGAAGCGUUCGGACGCAAGAACCUCUAUGUACUCAGUACGGCGUUAUAUAGUAUCUCCUGUGCCAUCGUGGCUGCUGUUCCGUCCAUGUCUGGGGUUAUCAUAGGUCGCCUUCUAAGUGGGAUUUUCUCAGCGAUUCCGACCACAGUUGUGAUUGGCAGCAUUGAGGACAUGUUCAAUUCUCGAGAUCGGGUUUGGGUGCUUUGCCUCUGGGCAAUAGUAGCUAACCUGGGUUUGGUGACCGGGCCCAUCUUGAGUACAUUUAUCAUUACGGAUCUCAACUGGCGGUGGUUAUUCUAUGUGGCUGCCAUUGUGACUGGUCUUCUGACCUUCAUCCUACUGACCAUUCGCGACGCCAUUGCCGUUGCUUUGGUCUACCUCUUCACAGAAGCUCUACCUCCAAUCUAUCAGUCUUUCAACUUCACCACAAGACAAUCAUGUCUCCCUUUCAUUGCGAUUGGGGUUGGUCUCACCUUCGGGUUCUUGACCCGUUAUAUCGAUCUGCAUAUAAUCGACAAGCACCGCCAGAAGGGCCAACCACUCCUGCCUGAGCACAAGCUAACAGGCUUCUGGAUUGGAGCGUUCGUCCUCACCGUGGCACUCUGGGCUUUCGCCUGGACUAUUCCUCCCCAAGUGCCUAACUUGCACUGGAUAGUGUCUGUCCUUUGCCUGGUGCUGAUAGGAUAUUCCCUGAACGAGAUCGAGUACGUACUGGGCGGUUACUUAACCGAUAGCUACCUCAGCUAUGCAGCCAGUGGGCUGGCUGCACUUAGUCUUGUCCGAGCUGUUUUGUCCGCUAUUUUGCCGCUCAUCGCACCACCAAUGUUCACAAAUCUCGGGAACAAUAUGGCUAUUUCCGUGCUAGCAGCCAUUGCGACCAUGUUCUGUGCUGUCCCGCCGCUAUUUUCACGGUUUGGGGAGAAGAUCCGGGCCAGGAGCCAAUUCGCAAAGUACAGCUUACGCAUGUAUAAUGAGCAUAGUGUUGACGAGGAUGGGUAUUAA
Molecule: messenger RNA, 2535 nt
Organism: Aspergillus alliaceus
Lineage: Eukaryota; Fungi; Ascomycota; Eurotiomycetes; Eurotiales; Aspergillaceae
Product: subtilisin-like protein
Exons: 10
Coding region: 1-2535 (844 amino acids)
Biological process (GO): proteolysis; transmembrane transport
Molecular function (GO): serine-type endopeptidase activity; transmembrane transporter activity
Source: RefSeq, a predicted model, not a curated record